CUCUAUGAAAUAUGUCUUCAUUGCCAUGAAUCAAACCACUCGUAUCCACUACCAAUCGCAUAUUUUGUGAAGAAUCAAUCAAUCGGGUUUUGCGACGCCGAAGACUUGAAGACCUCAUUAACUAUAUAGUCAAGUAUGGGAAAGAAUUACAGAACAUGUUCGAAAACAUAUCGAACACCUCGUAGACCCUUUGAAAAGGAAAGAUUGGAUGCCGAGUUAAAGCUCGUUGGAGAAUAUGGUUUAAGAAAUAAGCGAGAAUUAUGGCGUGUAGAAUUUGCAUUGUCCAAAAUUCGUGCAGCUGCCAGAGACCUACUUACGCUGGAAGAAAAGGAUCCACGUCGAAUAUUUGAAGGAAAUGCCCUUUUGCGUCGUUUAACACGCUUUGGUUUGCUUGAUGAAACACGUCAGUCUCUCGAUCACGUAUUAUCUCUUAAAGUUCAAGAUCUAUUGGAAAGAAGGUUGCAGACUCAAGUUCUGAAGUUAGGUCUGGCCAAGUCCAUUCAUCACGCUCGAGUGUUGAUUCGUCAAAGACACAUAAGAGUUGGUAAGCAGUUGGUCAAUGUUCCUUCUUUUAUGGUUCGUGUGGAUUCACAAAAACAUAUUGACUUUUCUUUGGAUUCACCAUUUGGUGGUGGUCGUCCUGGUAGAGUAAAGAGACGCAAGUUGAGAGAAGCAUCCAAAAAGGAAGCUGGAGGUGAAGAAGAAGAAGAAGAUUAAUAAAACCCAAAUCAAUCGAUUA
This is a messenger RNA of Galdieria sulphuraria, 739 nucleotides long. RefSeq names its product 40S ribosomal protein S9e. Gene Ontology annotation, molecular function: rRNA binding; structural constituent of ribosome. The transcript is spliced from 3 exons. The record is from RefSeq and is a predicted model, not a curated record. Gene Ontology annotation, cellular component: cytosolic small ribosomal subunit. Lineage: Eukaryota; Rhodophyta; Bangiophyceae; Galdieriales; Galdieriaceae. Bases 136 to 717 code for a protein of 193 amino acids. Gene Ontology annotation, biological process: positive regulation of translational fidelity; translation.